CACUCGAAAUCUUGAUUCAGGUUGAACCGUUAUUGGUCCUUCGAUUACUCGCCGCAAAGUUCCCCUGUUUCCCCAUGUUAUGAAUCUGGGGUAUCUUCCAGAGCUUCGAGCUUCAUGUGGUUGACAACGUCGGGAUGUAGGCCAAAAAUGGACUACAUGCACGAUUCGAUGGGAUGAGAGAUCAGGUACGACGGGAAAGCAGUCAAAUGAAGCCCAUGAUGGUAAACUUCAUAGAGAAAGAUGACAGACCUUGGGACUAUAUAUUACGCCCUUGAGCUGCUGGUGAAAGGAGGAAGAGAUGAACUAUACUGUCGUCUGUUGUUCUUGUUAAUUACCAUCUAUCCCUUUAAUUCUUGAUAUUGCCUACUGGUUCUCAAUAGCAAUGGCCGAAAAGCACUUGCAGGAUGUUGAACUUCACGAAACAAAGUCUGAGGGUGUAGUUGGUGAGGCAGUUCAACUUGCUCACGAUGUCGACGAAACGAAGCCCCGUCCAUUCACCUUGAGCAUGUUUCGUCUUUAUGGUUGUUUGAUGGUCGCAUAUCUAUGCGGGUGUUUGAACGGAUUCGAUGGUUCUUUAAUGGGCGGUCUUAAUGCUAUGAAGACUUAUCAAACCUACUUCCACAUGAGCGCUGCAGGGUCUUCGACUGGCCUUGUUUUUGCCAUGUACAACAUAGGCUCAAUUCCUGCGGUCUUCUUCACCGGCCCUGUCAACGAUCAUUUUGGCAGGCGAAUGGGCAUGUUUACUGGGGCAGUCUUGGUUAUCAUCGGUACAUGUGUUCAAGCGCCUUCAACAAAUCAUGGCAUGUUUUUAGCUGGUCGAUUUAUUCUUGGGUUUGGAGUCAGCUUUUGCUGCGUUAGUGCUCCUUGCUAUGUGAGCGAGAUGGCUCAUCCUGCUUGGAGAGGAACUCUCACUGGACUGUACAUCGGAUCAAUUGUUGCAUCUUGGGUUGUGUAUGGUUGUAGGAUAAUCGAUGGCAACGCUAGUUGGAGAAUACCAAUUUGGUGCCAGUUGAUUUCCUCUGGCUUUGUAGCAAUUGGCGUUUGGUGGUUACCCGAAUCUCCUCGCUGGUUGAUGGCACAAGACAAUGCAGAUGAGGCUGUUAAGGUCUUGGCAAGGUAUCAUGGAGAAGGUUCGAUCGAUCACCCAAUGGUGACUCUGCAGCUCAAGGAGAUGCAACAGCAAAUUGGCCUUAAUGAUUCUGACAAAAGAUGGUGGGAUUAUUCUGAGCUUGUGAAAACUCAUUCUGCUCGCCGCCGUCUUAUUUGCGUACUCGGGAUGGCAUGCUUCGGUCAAUUGAGCGGAAAUUCCGUUACCAGUUACUACUUACCCGAGAUGUUACUCAAUGCUGGAAUUGUAUCUGAAGAAAGACAGCUUUUGAUGAACGGCAUAUACUCUCCUAUCUGCUUUAUUGGAGCCAUUGCUGGAGCCAGAUAUACAGAUAAUUGGGGUCGUCGACCACUUUUACUCUACUCCAUCUUGUUUUGCUCGGUCUGCUUUGCAAUCAUUACUGGAACAUCUAAAUUGGCUACCCAGGACACAACCAACGUCACUGCUGCAAACACAGUUAUCGCAUUCAUCUACAUCUUUGGAUUUGUCUUUUCCUUUGGAUGGACCGCUUUACAAAGCAUGUACAUUGCAGAGACGCUUCCAACUUCAACCAGAGCCAAGGGUACAGCCAUCGGCAAUUUCUCCUCAUCGGUCGCAAGUACAAUCAUUCAAUACAGCUCGGGACCAGCAUUCGAAAAUAUUCACUACUACUUUUAUCUCGUAUUCGUCUUCUGGGAUUUGGUUGAAGCGGCGAUCAUUUACUUCUACUUCCCAGAAACUAAGGACAGAACAUUGGAGGAAUUGGCUGAAGUGUUUGAGGCUCCAAAUCCAGUUCAAAGGAGUUUGGAAAAGAGAAACGCAACUACUGUUCUCAGGACACUCAGAGUUGAUACGACGAUUGCGAAAGGCGAAGUUUAA
Molecule: messenger RNA, 1966 nt
Organism: Botrytis deweyae
Lineage: Eukaryota; Fungi; Ascomycota; Leotiomycetes; Helotiales; Sclerotiniaceae
Exons: 4
Coding region: 383-1966 (527 amino acids)
Biological process (GO): transmembrane transport; carbohydrate transport
Cellular component (GO): membrane
Molecular function (GO): carbohydrate:proton symporter activity
Source: RefSeq, a predicted model, not a curated record